CUUUGAAAGACUGGCCUCUUCGAACUAUCACUUUUAGGGCUGGUGGUAGUGGAAGGCUGCGACAAACUAAUUCAGACAACGUUGCUUUGGUAUUGUCACAACAUCUUUUACAAAAAUGGAUGAAGAGUAUGAUGUUAUUGUUCUCGGUACUGGUCUGACAGAAUGCAUUUUGAGCGGCAUUCUAUCAGUGGAAGGCAAGAAAGUCUUGCAUAUGGACAAGAACUCGUACUAUGGAGGAGAAAGUGCAUCUUUGUGCCCACUUGAAGAUCUUUAUAAGCACUUUAAAAAGCCGCCACAAGAAGGAAAGUUUGGGAGGGGACGCGAUUGGAAUGUAGAUCUUGUUCCAAAGUUUAUUAUGGCUGGAGGAGAGCUCACAAAGUUUUUAAUCUUCACCGAUGUGACGAAGUACCUCGAGUUUAAACAGGUUGAAGGAAGCUACGUUUACAAGGGUGGGCAGGUUUACAAAGUUCCUGCCAACGAAAAGGAAGCACUUGCAUCUAGUCUGAUGGGUAUUUUUGAGAAAAGAAGGUUUCAGAAGUUCUUAUAUUGGGUAACUAAUUUCGACGAAAGUGUAGAGAAGACUUGGCAAGGCUUGGAUCCACACAAAGUUUCAAUGGACGAAGUUUACAAGAAAUUCGGUCUGGAUUCCAACACAGCUGACUUUACUGGCCAUGCCAUCGCUCUUUUUUUAGAUGAUUCCUACAAGUCGCAGUCGUACCUGGAAGCCGUUAAACGCAUCAAGCUUUAUUAUACAUCAUUGAGUAUGUACGGAAGCUCGCCAUACAUUUAUCCCCUUUACGGCCUAGGCGAGCUACCUCAAGGGUUUGCUCGACUGAGUGCUGUUUAUGGCGGUACCUACAUGUUGAAUAAGCCAUCGAAAGAAAUCGUUACAGACGAAAAUGGUGUCUUUAUUGGUGUAAAAUCAGUAUCCGAAGUGGAAGAAGAGGUGGCCAGAGGGAAAAUGGUUAUUGGUGACCCCUCCUACUUCAGUGAUCGCGUUAAGAAAGUUGGUCAAGUUGUUCGGGCAAUUUGCAUUUUAAAACACCCAAUUCCAAACACCAAAGAUGCCACUGCAUGCCAGUUGAUCAUUCCCCAAAAUCAAGUCAACAGAAAAUCUGAUAUUUAUGUCUGCUUGGUUUCAUACACUCACAAUGUUGCCAGCCCAGGUCACUACAUUGCAAUGGUCAGUACAACAGUGGAGACAUCUAAUCCUGAAGAAGAACUCAAUCCAGGAUUAAAGCUUCUGGGAGUAAUAGAAGAAAAGUUUGUCUCAGUUAGUGAUAUUUAUCACCCCACUGAUGAUGGUACAAAUCAAAGGUCAGUGUUCUAGCCAAAUCAUCAUUUUGCAUUAAUGCACAACACCAGUUAAUGUAAACUUUCAAGUAGGCUAAGGAUUAGACACAUGACAGAAAUGUACUUUAAUAAGUGGGAAGGUGGUGACCCUUUGACCCCAUGCUCCUUUUUGGCUUCUGUGUCACUCUUUGGUAUUGCCCCUGAUGUCAUACUGGUUUCUUAAGCUUAUAUUUGUAAAUUUCCUAUUUCUCAUAUAGUCUCUUAUUAUAAACUAAUAACUACAGCAAAUUUCUUUACAAGUGUUAAGUUCGGAAAAUUUCCAGUUCCAUUCUGCAACCUUGAAAACCAAAUGAUCUUAAAAGAAUAAAGUUUUUGUAAAGCUGCUAUAAAACUUUCAGCCAGGAUUCAUCUUUUAUAAAGCCAAAAUUCGAAUUUUUGUUCUUAAAGAUUUAAGGGAUUAAAACAGGUAGAGCCAAUAGAUAAAUACUCUCUUGUAAUGUGAUUAAAUUUCACUAUUUAAAAACUUGACAAUAUAUAUAUUAAAUUGAGAAGAAAAAUAAUUAUUUCUUAAGAGGCAGUUUACAUGAGAAAUUGAAGUCUUUCUUGGCUUAAACAAAGGCUGAGUUUUAACUUGGUUGAAGGUGUAAGCCUUUAAAACAUUUAUAUUCAUGAUAAAAUCUCAGCACAGUCUGAACUCAGCAUAGCAUCUUACCCAGCCUUAAUUUCAAUAUGGAAUGAAAUUGUUAUGUAUUAAUUUCAGUUUAGAGUGCGGUGAAAUGCAAGAAGUAAAUAGUCAGAAAUUUUUUUUAUUAUAUUUUGCAUUAUUUUUUAUGUUUAUAUAUAUAUAUAAUAAUAAAGUGUGACCUAAUCUCAACUCAGGUUCAAGUUACUCAUGUAAACAACCUCUAAUGGAAAGCUGAUAGUUUUAAGCUUUCCAUCAAGCUGAUGCUUUUUCAAACUUCCCUGCUGUGUUUUAUCUCCACCAAGAGAAGUCAUCCAUUUUUAUUUUUUGGAAAAAAUGUGGGCCUAAAGUUAAACCCCAAAUUCACAAUAAAAACCACAAUUCAAUUGCCUAAACAGAAACUGAAUAAUGUGGAGUUAAUGCUUUUAAAACAAAUUCAAUCCAUCAACAGAAUUGUUUAUCCCCUGAUUGCCAUUGGGCACAAAGCAUGAAUAAAAUGUUUUGUGAGUUUUCCAUAACUUUAGAUGAUGACCUAGAACAGGCCUUUUGUAAAGAAAUUCUUGAUAGGGCACCCAACUGCCUGCGUAAAUCAGCUUACAAGGGCAAUUGCCUAUCCAACAAUAUUUGUUAAACAAAGUCUUUCAGGACCUGAGGGGGAAGUAGGGUAUUAUCUGCUUACAACUGCCUAACCUUUGAUUAUUUGAUUUAAUGAUCUAUAAUGUCAACAAUGGAGAAAUUGUGAUUUGUUUUCAUUGGCAACUUAGCCUUUCAUCCAGGAAUACUGCAACUUUUACCAGGAACAGACAAAGAGAAAACAUGUUAAUAUUAACCAGCUAAGUAAAAACAUGAAGAUAAAAUUUGAAAUCAAUCAAAAACACCAUCUGCAAGUUUGCUUUUUCAAAGUUCUUGUUCUAAGUAUGAAUCAUAAUCAUAUUCCAACUCUGUUGAAGAAUUGUCUCCCUCAUCACCUCUGACAAUGUCAUCUGGCUUGCCCGAGCCAGGGUUGGGGGCGGGGCAGGGCUGGGCUGUAGUCCCCAGACUCUUUUGUUUAAGUCUUAUAUCAAGGUUGUGGCAUUAAAGAUAAUGAUAAAUUGACAUCAAAUAUCAAAUAAAUUGACAAGAAACAUAGUAAAAUGUGUCAUAUACUUUUCCCUAAAUAUACCUUUCCUUUUUCUUGCGGCCAAGAUGUAUUUUGGGAAGGCUAGCAAAAGCCGCAAUCCAUGAGGGCGAUUGCCAGCAUGAAGUAAAAAGGCCUGCCGGGAAGAUAGAAGGGGUUUGUGUAUAAUUUGCCCAAAUUUGACACCUGUUCCAUUUCAAGGAUUUAUUCAAGGUAGUGUUCAUAUAUUUGAAAUGACUGCUAAAUGUCUUAGCUAUACCUGUAAAAUCAUAGCUUUCAUAUCAUUUUUUGACUUUUAGAUCCUAAUUUCAAAGUCUUAUGACCCAACUACUCACUUUGAAACAACUGUUGAAGACAUCAAAGACAUUUACAAGAGGGCAACUGACUGCGAGUUUGACAUGUCAAAAGUACAAGGGAAAAUUGAGAGCACAAAAUCUGAUGGACAGUAAUUAUACACAUGAAUUUGAAUAAAGGACACUAAAAAACAUAGUUUUUAGGUUAAAUUGUGAAAUUUCUAUUUAGCAUUCCAUUGAUUAUGAAUUGAACUUCUGUUAAGUUAUACUUCUUCCCCAAGAUAUCUUGGCAAUUUUACAGAUUAAUGAUAAACUCAGAAAAGUAUAUACAAUAUUAUACUGUUUUUUCCACCCCCUAGUCCAGCCUGAGUUCAUUGUUAUUCCUACUCCAUACAUCCUAAGAUUCUUUGUAAUUUUGAUGUCCUUCUGUCGCUUCCAGUCAAGAAAGUAAUGGUAAUAAUAUUUGGGUUUAGGAAAAUCAUAGUCAUUUAGAUAAUGACAUCACAUCUUGAAAGAUUAAAGGUUGUGAAGAUAGAUUCAGUUUUCUUCAAGUUUCCUCCUCUUUGCAUGUACUAGUUUAAUUCUGUGGUCACUUACUGUCAAUUGCAGUCAAUUGUAGUUUUGGAGUAAUUAUCAAUCUCAAAUUGUUGAUUUCAGUUUUGCCUAUCAAUUGAAUUGCUAAAUUGCCAUUUCUUUGCAAAGGUUGGCAAAACUUAUCUCAACCAUGAAAAUUGUCUUGUAUAUUUUAAAACCUUUAAUGAAAUAAGACUAUUAUCAUAUUCUUUUCUUGGGAAGAGAUGGAGAAACGUUUUGUUUAUGAUUAAUGCUUAAUAGUCUAAAAUGGUUAA
Messenger RNA from Rhopilema esculentum, 4233 nucleotides. The record is from RefSeq and is a predicted model, not a curated record. Lineage: Eukaryota; Metazoa; Cnidaria; Scyphozoa; Rhizostomeae; Rhizostomatidae.